Messenger RNA from Sphenostylis stenocarpa, 816 nucleotides. The record is from the annotation of a GenBank genome assembly. NCBI's taxonomy places the organism in Eukaryota, Viridiplantae, Streptophyta, Magnoliopsida, Fabales, Fabaceae.
AUGGCGAACCCAGAGGGUAGUAGCAGAGCUUCAACAUGGUCACUUAAGGGAAACACUGCUCUCGUUACUGGAGGCACACGUGGGAUCGGUAAUGCUGUGGUGGAGGAACUGGCGGAGUUUGGUGCCACGGUGUACACUUGUUCCAGAAAUGAAGAGGAGCUGAAUGCAUGCUUGAAGGAGUGGAAAGAGAAAGGGUUUUCGGUUUUUGGGUCGGUUUGUGAUGCGUCUUCUCCAGCCCAAAGGGAGAAACUCAUUCAACAAGUGGCCUCUGCCUUCAACGGCAAACUCAACAUACUUGUAAACAAUGUCGGAACAAAUGUGAGGAAGCCAACGAUAGAGUAUACAACCGAAGAAUAUUCAAAAUUGAUGGCAACUAACUUGGACUCUGCAUACUAUCUGUGCCAACUUGCAUAUCCUCUUCUUAAAGCAUCUGGAAAUGGAAGUAUUGUGUUCAUUUCCUCUGUUGCAGGUCAGAAAAGUGUUGGUUCUGGAGCCAUUUAUGCAGCAACUAAAGCUGCAAUCGAUCAUCUUUCCAAAUAUCUUGCUUGUGAAUGGGCUAAAGACAAUAUCAGGAGCAACAGUGUUGCACCCUGGUAUACCAAAACAUCAUUUGUGGAACAUUUGCUCGCAAACAAAGAGCUUAUUAAUGAGAUAAUAUCUCGAACGCCAGUAAAGCGAUUGGCAGAAGCACAUGAAGUGUCAUCCUUGGUGACUUUCCUUUGCUUGCCAGCAGCUUCUUACAUCACUGGACAAGUUAUUUCUGUUGAUGGAGGAUUUAGUGUGCAUGGAUUUCAACCCAGCAUGAGAAUUACUUGA